Messenger RNA from Protopterus annectens (West African lungfish), 2801 nucleotides. Its product is annotated as interferon-inducible GTPase 5-like. The coding region runs from base 67 to 1890 and encodes 607 amino acids. Gene Ontology annotation, cellular component: membrane. The transcript has 3 exons. The record is from RefSeq and is a predicted model, not a curated record. Gene Ontology annotation, molecular function: GTP binding. Lineage: Eukaryota; Metazoa; Chordata; Ceratodontiformes; Protopteridae.
GUUUCCUGCUACUUACUCAUCACGUCUGUAUUUACUCUACUUCCCAUCUGAACUACGUAUUUUACAAUGGGGAACUCGUCCAGCAAGGACUUUGAAAAGCUGGAAGAACCCGAUACCUUGAACAUCGCAAUUGUUGGUGAGACGGGGGCUGGUAAGUCUAGUCUUGUCAAUAUGCUGCGAGGUUUAUCUGAUGAUGAAGAACAUGCUGCCCCCACUGGAAAUAUAGAAAUAACAAUGGCUCCUGCACAGUAUCCUCAUCCAAGUAUUCCUAAUGUCUUUUUAUGGGAUCUCCCAGGAACAGGCAGCCCUACAUUUCUUGCUAAAAACUAUGUUAAAGAAAUGCAUUUCAAAAGCUAUGACAUCUUUAUUAUUGUUUCCUGUUGUCGAUUCUCAGAGAAUGAUGUUGAACUUGUCAAAGAAAUAAACAAACUGAAUAAACCAUUUUACUUUGUGAGAAGCAAAAUCGACAACGAUAUAUUUGCAGAAGAAGAAAAGUAUGGGAAUAUUGAUCCGGAGAAAGUCAUGGAUAAGAUUAGAAAUGACUGUACUCGUAAUCUGCUCAAACUGGGAAUAGAACCUGUGAACAUAUUCUUGAUAUCAAGACUUCAUCAGGACAUGUAUGACUUUUCCAACUUACUAAGCACCUUUGCAAGAGAUGAGAAGAUUCUAGAAUUUAUUUCUGAGCAAAAAUCCAAAGAAAAGAAUGAAGACACAGAGAAAUUGGAAGAAGCCUUUAGACAAGGAAACAAUGAGGCUCUUGCUGAUACUGCUGUCAAAAUUCUGAAGGCUGAAGAAGCUGUCACCUUACAUGUUGCUGUAACUGGAAGUACUGGAACGGGAAAAUCGAGUCUCAUAAAUGCACUGCGAGGCCUGAAUGACAAAGAUGAAGGAGCAGCUCCCACUGAUGUCAUGGAAUGCACCAUGGAACCAGCACCAUAUACACAUCCUGACCUCCCUAAGGUCAUAUACUGGGACCUUCCUGGGAUGGGUGGUUCAAAAGUCACAGCAAAACAAUACUUAGAAAACAUGAAGUUUGAACGCUAUGAUUUCUUUAUUGUUGUUAUUAGUUCUCGUGUAAAGGAAAAUGAUAUCAAUAUAGUUGCAGAGUUAAGACGUUUAAGAAAACCGUUUUACUUUAUGCGAAGCAAAAUAGAUCAAGACGUAUGUGCAGCCCAGUGGAAAAAUAGGUCAGCCAAUGUGGACGAUGUCCUUGUGGAAAUUAGGGACAACUGUGUUAAUGAAUUAAAUAAAAUAGGAAAAUUAGGGGAACAAUCAGUAAGGGUUUUCCUUGUUUCAAGAUUUGAUUUAGAGAAUUAUGAUUUUAAACAGUUUAAAACUAAACUUUCAAAAGAUCUGCCAAAACAAAAGAAUGACAUAUUUCAGCUUUCACUUCCCAAUCUUAGCCAUGAGACAAUAGAAGAAAAAAAGAAAAUUUUAGAGAGACGUGUAUUGUUAGUAGCUGCUGCUUCUGGAGGAAUAGCAGCAACGCCAAUCCCUGGGGUCUCCUUUGUAUGUGAUACUGCAAUGAUAGUCAGUUCCAUUUUGCACUAUCGACUGUAUCUAGGGUUGGAUGACAAAUCUUUAAAUAGGUUAGCCUGGAGAGUUCAAAAACCAUUUGAAAAACUAAAGAGUCAUGUCAAGAAUCCCUUACUGCAGGUAAAAGUAACACCAGAGAUGAUCACAAGAAUGCUGGUUUCAGCUGCCUGUAUUGGUUUGAUGGCAUUUGAAGAACUGUUCCAUCUUAUACCCAUUUUUGGUGGCUUAAUUUCAGCCCCUUUAUCCUUUAUUGCAACAUACAAACUUCUCAGUGAUGCUCUUAAUACAUUUACUGAAAAUGCUCACAAUGUAUUAAAUGAAGCCCUGAAACAAGAAAGCCAUGCUUCCUCUUAGCUGGAAAAUAAAGACGCCAAAGACAUACCAAAUACUAUGUGACUAACUUUUGUAUUACCUACAUUUAAUCUAAGAAUAAAGUCAGCGGUGGUAACAUUGUUGAUUUUCUGAACUAGUGCUGCUGGAAAAUAAUCUUGUAGUUUAAUUAGUAGUGCCUAUGGAACUCUUGCAUGAUAGGUUCAAGGUUUUACAGACAUUUUAAAUCCUGAAACAGUUUUAAAUGGAAAUGCAUAAUUCUGCCAAAACAUUUAUUUAUUUCCAUUUGUAGCUUGGAAAAGUCUGACUAGGAAAAAAGCUAUUUUAAGCAGAAGCCUGGGGUAAAUAAGCUCCACACAAAGUUGUAUGAUGUCAUACAUUAUUAGAGAAAGUAAGUCACAUGGGAUAACAAUCUAUUGGUCUGAACUUCGGUACAGAUAAAUGUAAUGUUAUAUAAUUUAGUAAUAAGUUACCGCUCUGUCCUAUUUACUCAUUAAUGGAAGCUGAUCAAUAUAAAUAUGUGAGUGCCUUGAUUCCGUCAAAUUUAUUUUUUUGAAAACAAUUUAAAAACUGUAUGCAGUCAGGCUCUAAAGAAGUUGUGUGAUAAUCUAAGAACAUUAGCAAUAAGAGAAUAUGACUGUCUUAUAACAGUAUUUAAAUCCUUUAGUAGACCUACCUUAGAGCAUAACAAGGUUUUCUGUACAUAGGUUCAUAGGUUCAAAGGACAAUACUAGGCUAUUGGCCCAGAGGCCCUUAUAAGCCUAGCCAAGAAUUACACCCAUGUUCCCACAAAGUAAGCACCUGUUUUUGUCCAGCAGGGACACAGGUGGGAUCGAAGAGGUAUAUUUUGUGUUUCCCAUCUAUUCAUUCAUAUUCCUCUUAAAGAGGGCUGGUGAGGUACUCUGCUUGACAUGGAGAAGGAGUCUAUUCCACAG